Molecule: messenger RNA, 1197 nt
Organism: Closterium sp. Naga37s-1
Lineage: Eukaryota; Viridiplantae; Streptophyta; Zygnematophyceae; Desmidiales; Closteriaceae
Source: the annotation of a GenBank genome assembly
AUGGAGUACGCGGGGGUUGGGGCGGGAGGCAUGGAGGAGGGCAUGGAGGAGGGCAUGGUGCAGCUGCAGCAGCGGCUGAGGUCAGCUGAGGCCAAGGCGGAAGAGGUGCUGCUGGUGAAGCAGGAGGUAAGCGAGGGAGAUUCACUGCUUUUGGGUGGGAAGUUCACCUCUCCCUCUUGCUCCACUGCUGCCGGGGUUGCACAUCACAGAUGCUGUGCCUCUGCUGCCGUUCCCCUUGCUGUCCUCUCUCACGUCCAACCCCUCCCCUUCACCUCUCACAUCCACCGCGCCGCCCCACUCUCCCCGCUUGCCGCCCAUCCAUUUACCACUCACACACGCCCCUCCCAUCCCCAUCUGGUGGAUACGGACAGACAGGCAGCACACUGCCCUACUGGCAUGCUGACCAACCCUCUCGCUCUCCCCCUCUUCCAUUCACUCAUCUCAUCCCCUCAUUGCGUCUGGAUCGCCGGUGCAAAGCGCAAUGCAGGCAGGGAGGCAGUCACGCUCUGCGCAGCAACUUUCCCUCCACCCUCUGCCCUUCGCUUAUCGUAUCCGCUCUCUCCUUCCCUUCCUCUCAGCUGGUGGAUCUGGAUCGCCAGCGCAAUGCGGGCAGGGAGGCUGUUACAGCGCUGUGCUGGCCCUCUUGUCCCCCCCUGCCCCCCACUUACCCCCUUAUUCUCAUUUCCAUCCCCUCCCAUCCCUCCCCCCCAGCUAGUGGAUCUGGACCGGCAGCGCAAUGCGGGCAGGGAGGCCAUCACGGCGCUCAAGAAGCAUGCCAGGGGGGCGGCUGCCAGGAGAGCAGGGGGGCGCAGGGAGGGGGGCUCUGGAGGAGGUGCUGCUGGGGAAGGUGUAUCUGUAGAGGCGCACAGGCCACUUGUAACCCCCAUGCCUGCGGUGCCAGGUGGCACGUCAGGAUUGGUUGGAAGUUCAGAAUGUGCGGUGUGUGGUGCGGUGGGGCAGAAGGAGCGAGUGUGGGUGGCGAUGGGUGGAGGGGAGAUGUUUGUUCGCUUGCCGCUGCACCAUGCGCAUGUGCAUGUGAAGCGAGCAGGCAUUGACCGCAUGGGCGAGCAGAUGGAGGAGGGGAGGGAGAAGCAGAAGGUGGCAGUGAGGCAGCUCACGGAGGAGGGUGGGCUGGCAGGCCGUGUUGGGGAGGGCAUAGUGCAUGCACUCACAACGUUGAAGGAUGCAAGUAAAUAG